GGGGUAGUCUGAGUCCUGGGCGUCAGCCCGGUGCGCUCGCGGGGCCCGCCGGCGGGGACUGGACGCGGGGGCCGCCCGGGCGCUCAGGCCCGGGUCUCCGGGAAGGAGCCGGUCGCGCCGGGGCCCUGCGUUUCUUGUUUCCGACGUGCCGAAGGGCAUGUCUGUCUUCUGAAAGCUGGGUUACAAAGCAAACUUUUGCAAAAAGUCCAGGAUUUUGAUGGAUAAUCAAGGAACACCGAUGACUGUGGGAGUCUUUGCAAAUUGUACUUUCUGUUUGAAAGUAAAGCACUUACCUGGUCAACAGAAGAAAAAGUUACAAACUGACAUUAAGGAAAAUGGUGGAAAUGUUUCCUUUUUAUUAAAUCCACAGUGUACACAUAUAAUCUUAGACAAUGCUGAUGUUCUCAGUCAGUACCAACUGAAGUCUAUCCAAAAGAACCAUAUCCAGAUUGCAAACCUGGAUUUUAUAUGGGAAUCUAUCAAAGAAGGGAGACUCUUGGACGUAAAGAAUUACAAUCCUAACAAGUCACUGGACACCACACUACCUCCUUAUCAAGAGACAAGCAGUUCUGAAGUGAAAACAGACAAGCCAAGCCUGGACAAUGCCACAGAGAAAGAAAACAUCGUGAAACUUACUAAGUUUUAUACGGAGAAUGUUGAAAUUCCUCAUUUUCCUCAAGAUUUUGAAGUUGCAAAAUAUAAUAUCUUGGAAAAAAUGGGGACAGAGGGAGGUCGAGAAAUUGCAGUGGUGGAAUUGCAGUGCUCCCAGGACCCCGGAUACCCAGGCUUCCUCAUAGUCGCACACUUCCUCCCAGAUGGUGGCACUGAGCCUAGAAAGCAGUUCUCUGUAAAGCAAACCUCUGAAGAUGCAAGUGAGUACUAUGAAAAUUACCUUGAAGAACUGAAGAAACAAGGAUUCCUACUAAGGGAAUUGUUUACCCCUGAAGCCACCCAAUUAGCAUCUGAAAAAUUGCAAGCAUUGCUUUUGGAGGAGGUAAUACAUUCAAGCACUCUGAGCCAAGAGGUGAGCGAUUUAGUGGAGAUGAUUUGGGCAGAGGCUCUCGGCCACCUGGAGCACACGCUCCUGGAGUCCAUGAGCAGGAUCAGUCUUAACGAUGUAAGCAAGGCAGAGGGAAUUCUCCUCCUAGUAAAGGCAGCACUGAAAAGUGGAGAGACUGAAGAACAAUUGCAAAAGAUGAUGAGUGACUUCUACAGAUUAAUACCUCACAGAGGUAUAGCUACUGAAAAAGUUAGCCUGAGACUAUUAGCCAAGAAAGAGGACCUCUGCCAGCUAAUAAGAGACAUGGUUAAUGUCUGUGAAACUAAUCUGUCCAAACCCAACCCGCCAUUUCUUGCCAAAUACCGAGCUUUGAGAUGCAAGAUUGAACAUGUGGAACAGAACUCGGAGGAAUUUUUAAGAGUUAGAGAAGAGGUAUUGCAAAAUAAUUGCAGUAAAAGCCCAGUGGACAUCCUGCAGAUAUUUAGAGUUGGCAGAGUGAAUGAAACCACAGAGUUUUUGAGCCAGCUUGGCAACGUGAAGCCCUUGUUGCAUGGCUCUCCUGUGAGAAGCUUUGUGGGAAUCCUGUCCCGGGGGUUGCUUUUACCCAAAGUAGUUGAAGAUCGUGGUGUGAAAAGAACAGACAUUGGAAAUCUUGGGAGUGGAAUAUAUUUCAGCAAUUCACUCAGUACAAGCAUUAAGUACUCACACCCAGGAGAGACGGAUGGCACUAGGCUCCUGGUCAUGUGUGAUGUCGCCCUCGGGAAGUGCAUGGACUUACACAAGAAAGAUUUCUCCUUAACAGAAGCACCACCAGGUUAUGACAGUGUCCAUGGGGUUCCUGAAACAGCCACUGUCCCCACAGACUUCGAGGAUGAUGAAUUUGUUGUAUAUAAAACCAGUCAGGUUAAAAUGAAAUAUAUUAUUAAAUUUUGCAUACCUGGAGAUGAAGUAAAGGACUUUCAUCCUUGUAAUAAUAUUGAAUUAGAGGAACACACACCUGAGGUUUCAAACGUUGAAGAUUACCAGUUACCAGACACCAAACCUUUCAGCAGCAUCAAGGCUGGUCUCCAGGACACCUCUGGGAAUUCAGUUCCUCUUGAGGACCUGCACAUCAAGGGGAAAAUAAUAGACUUUGUAGCCCAGGUCAUUGUUUUUCAGACGUACACAAAUCAGAGCCCUGUAUCCAUUGAGGCAAAGUAUAUUUUUCCUUUGGAUGAUAAGGCAGCCGUAUGUGGUUUCCAAGCGUUCAUCAACGAGAAACACAUAGUGGGAGAGAUCAAAGAGAAGGAGGCUGCCCACCGAGAAUACCGAGAAGCCAUCAGUGAAGGCCAUGGCGCUUACCUGAUGGACCAGGAUGCACCUGAUGUCUUUACUGUAAGUGUUGGAAACUUACCCCCCAAGGCUAAGGUUCUUAUCAAAAUAACCUACAUCACGGAACUCAGCAUCCAAGGUACUGUGGCCGUCUUCUUCAUGCCCGCCACCGUCGCACCCUGGCAACAGGACAAAGCUUUGAACGAAAACACCCAGGAUACAGUGGAGAAGAUUUGUAUAAAGGAAAUAGGAACACAGCAAAGCUUCUCUCUGAGUAUGUCUAUUGAGAUGCCAUAUGUGAUUGAAUUCAUUUCUAGUGAUACACAUGAACUGAAAAAAAAGGUUACAGACUGCAAAGCUGUGAUUAGCACUGUGGACGGGAGCUCCUUAGACAGCAGUGGAUUUUCUCUCCACGUCGGUUUGUCUGAUGCAUAUCUCCCAAGAAUGUGGGUUGAAAAACAUCCAGAAAAAGAAAGCGAGGCCUGCAUGCUUGUUUUCCAUCCAGAUCUUGGCAUUGCCCACCCCGACAUAGCUGAGGAGAAUGAAGUGAUUAUUUGUCUCGACUGCUCCAGUUCCAUGGAGGGUGUGACAUUCUUGCAAGCCAAGCAAAUUGCCUUAUAUGCACUGUCCUUGGUGGGUGAGAAACAGAAGAUAAAUGUUGUCAAGUUUGGCUCAGGUUACAAGGAGUUAUUUUCAUUUCCAAAGUACAUCACAAGCAAUAAUAUGCCAGCUGAGUUCAUUAUGUCUGCCUCACCUACCAUGGGAAACACUGACUUCUGGAAAACACUCCGAUAUUUAAGUUUACUGCCCCCUUCUCGAGGGAUACGGAACAUCCUCCUCAUUUCUGAUGGUCACCUCCAGGAGGCGAGCCUGACUCUGCGGCUUGUGAAGAGGCAUGUGCAGCACACCCGGCUGUUCUCCUGCGGUGUCGGUUCCACAGCAAAUCGUCAUAUCUUAAGGACUCUGUCCCAGUGUGGUGCUGGACUAUUUGAAUAUUUUAACUCAAAAUCCAAACAUAGUUGGAAAAAACAGAUAGAAGACCAAAUGACUCGGUCACGAUCCCCGAGCUGCCACUCAAUCUCCGUGAAGUGGCAGCAGCUCAGUCCAGAUGCACCUGAGCCCCUGCAGGGCCCGGCCCAGGUGCAAGCCUUGUUCCACAAUGACCGGCUCCUGGUCUAUAGCUUUAUUCCUCAUUGUACUCAGGCAACUCUAUGUGCAUUAAUUCAAGAGAAAGAAUUUUCUGCAAUGGUAUCAACCACUGAACUACAGAAGACAACUGGAACUAUGAUUCACAAGCUGACAGCACGAGCUCUGAUCAGAGAUUAUGAAGAUGGCAUUCUCCACGAAAAUGAAACGAAUCAUGAGAUGAAGAAGCAAAUCUUAAAAUCUCUAAUUAUUCAACUCAGUAAAGAAAACUCUCUCAUAACAGAGUUUACAAGCUUUGUGGCAAUUGAGAAAAGGGAUGGUAAUGAGUCACCUUUUCCUAAUACUCCAAAUAUUUUGGAACUUAUUGCCAAAGAAGAUGUAGAUUUUCUGCCGUACAUGAGUUGGCAGGAAGAGCACCCAAACGCCAGCAUAUCACAGACUCUUUUAGCAUCCUCUGGAUGGGACGAAGAACUGCAACUUGAAUGUUUGACUAAAAAAAAAUAUAAAUCAUCUAAGCUGGAAGUUUUUAAAGGUUUUGGAGAGUGUAGCUUAGGUUUCCACAUACCAGAAAAAUCUUUAACACAGAAUUUUGAAUGUAGAGAUGUAGAAAGGCCAUUGGACUUAAGUCAGGUAGAUUCAUUUAAACACACAGAAAUUAAACCACAUUUUACAAAAGCCAGUUCACCUAAAGUGGCUCUUUCCAAAUCCUUUGCUGCCCCUGGUUCAACCAGUUCCCUAGCUGCUUCCUCUGUUGGUUCUGCUUUCCUCUAUCCUCGGAGCUCUCUUUUUGGUUCUCUUGCUAGUCCCAAACAGUUUGAUCCACCUAAUAAUGAACAAGGCCUUAAGACAGACUGUUGCCCUGGCGUUUCCCUUCAGUGGGGUUCUCCUCCCAGCCUGCCUUCCCACAACCUGCCUUUCGGAUCUUUUACUGGUUCUGCUUUCUCAGGUGUCCUAUUUAGCUGCAGACAGUCUGAUCUACCUACAAUGAAUGAAGGCCCUGAGCUCUGUCCUUUUACUGACAGUUCCCUUGAGUUGGACUCUCCCCCUCAGCAGAAUCCUUUGUUCUCUUUUCCUAGACUUCCUCCCCCUGGUCCAACCGGAGGGUCUAGCUUUCAUCUUCUUCCUGGUUCCUCUCCUCUUUAUUUUCCAAAUUCCUCAGCUCCCUUGAGCACCAGUUACAAGCAGCCAAUGCAUCAAAUUGGCUUUGCUCCCUAUGCUCCUCCAACAUGUGGGGCUUCUCCAUUAAAUAUUUCUGCAAGAACUGCAUCAUCAGAUUCUCUCCCACAUACAUAUUUGACUGGCUUAAGUUCUUUUGAAACAGAAAGUGAUGAAACACCAGGAUUUUUUGCAAGUAGGCUUUUUAAAAAGGUAGAAAAAUCUGAUAUAACAAGAAGAGACUUUCCUGCAAGCUUUCCGGUACUAAACGACGGGGAUGACAUAGACUGCAAAGAAAGCUGGAUGAAUUUUGUGCCUGGGACUGAACUCUUCAGUCUGCAAACCGAGGAUGGCUUCUGGAAACUUACACCAGCACUGGGACUUAUAUUAAAUCUGAAUACAACUAUUUUGAACAGUUUUCUUGUACAAAAAGGCAUUCGAUCUCUAGGUAUAAAAGGAAGAGAACGACUUCUGGACCUGAUUGCCACAUUUCUGGUAUUGCAGUUUCUUCGUACCAGGUUGGAACAAGCUGGAAUAGUCUUCAAAUCCCUGAUGAAAUUGGAUGACGCCUCAAUUUACAGGAAUAUUCCCUGGGCUUUUGAGAAAAUAAAGAAAGCAAGUGAAUGGGUUAGAAGAACUGAAGGACAGUAUCCAUCUAUCUGCCAACGGCUUGAAUUGGGUAAAGACUGGGACUGUGCCACUAAACAACUAUUGGGAAUCCAACCCAUGAAUACCACCUUUCCUCUUCAGGUUUCUUAAUUAUGGUCAAGGCUUAAUCAGAUGAAGCUGUAUUUUAAACUUUUUUUCAUGCUUCUAUCAAUAAAAUAAUAUUAAUAGAUACCUAUAAUGAAAUUUAAUUAUGAUUUUAUCAAAUGUAGCAAUGUCCCUUAAAAAUAAAUGGAAGCAGAAUUGUUUUAAUGAACAAGCUAUAGUAAAAUAAAAAUUACAGUGUUAAGAU
Myotis lucifugus (little brown bat) is the source of this 5570-nucleotide messenger RNA. RefSeq names its product poly(ADP-ribose) polymerase family member 4 (gene PARP4). The record is from RefSeq and is a predicted model, not a curated record. Lineage: Eukaryota; Metazoa; Chordata; Mammalia; Chiroptera; Vespertilionidae. Gene Ontology annotation, molecular function: NAD+ poly-ADP-ribosyltransferase activity.